Molecule: messenger RNA, 1243 nt
Organism: Sinocyclocheilus grahami
Lineage: Eukaryota; Metazoa; Chordata; Actinopteri; Cypriniformes; Cyprinidae
Product: beta-1,3-galactosyltransferase 1-like
Exons: 2
Coding region: 21-1175 (384 amino acids)
Biological process (GO): protein O-linked glycosylation
Cellular component (GO): Golgi membrane
Molecular function (GO): N-acetyl-beta-D-glucosaminide beta-(1,3)-galactosyltransferase activity
Source: RefSeq, a predicted model, not a curated record
AUUGAUUGCCCUGAAUCCAGAUGCACACAUACCAAGACAUGGAGGUGAAACUCUCCAACACAAAUGGAUGGAAGAGAUCCAGUUUGGGUCCGGACACAGCUCCACACAGGUGUCACAUUAAGACAGGAUUCAUUCUGCUACUUACAUUUGCCUUCUUACUGACUGCCGUUGCUUACCUCUCUGAAUUCUCUCUCAAGAUUGCUGCGCUCCCCGACACCUUGUAUGAAAAAGUGAUACGCUCCUAUUAUGUUGUGAUUGGGUACCCAUCUGCCAGUGAAAAUCAAACUAUAUUUUUAGCACCCAACAGAGUUCAACAGAGUCCCACACAAGUUCCUACACAAACCACAGACAUUUCAGUGCAUCAUCAUGUGGCUCAUCCAAGCAACUAUCAUUUCAUCCUGGAUGAACCUGAUAAAUGUAGUCAGAAUCCGUUCCUGGUCUUGAUGGUCCCUGUGGCCCCUCAAAAGGUAGAUGCUCGUAAUGCCAUCCGGAGCACAUGGGGGAAUGAAAGCUCAGUCCAGGGAAAAGCAGUGCUGACUCUGUUCUUGGUGGGUUUGACUCGAGGACCUGAAGCUCAACAGCAGCUGGAGGAAGAGAGCCGACAACACAGAGAUUUAGUGCAGAGCAACUUUGUAGACUCCUACUUCAACCUGACCAUAAAGACAAUGGUGAUCAUGGACUGGUUGGCCACUCGUUGCCCUCAAGCAUCUUAUGCUAUGAAAGUUGAUUCUGACAUGUACACAGGCCUGGAGAACCUGAUGAGCCUGCUAUUGGCACCCAACACACCCAGACAGAACUACAUUACAGGCUAUUUGAUGUGGAACCGGCCUGUCGUCAGAAACAAAAACUCAAAAUGGUACGUGGCAGAGGAACUGUACCCUGAACCGAAAUACCCCACGUACCUGCUUGGAAUGGGAUAUGUUUUCUCCAAUGACCUGCCAGAAAAAAUAGUUGAGGCUUCCAAGGUCAUAAAGCCCUUUAACAUUGAGGACGCAUAUGUGGGCGCUUGUCUGAAACAGUUAGGCAUUGCACCCUCAUCUCCCCCAGACCCUUCACAGUUUAGAGCCUAUCUGGGAAAAUAUAAGCGAGAGGAUUUUCUCAGAGUUAUUACAACAAUCCUGGGAUCUCCACAGCAGCUAAUAGACAUUUGGAAGGAUGUAAAGAGGCCCACAUAAAAUGAAUCAAAUUGAAUUAGUGGUUGCCUUUAUUUGAUUAAUAAACGACUGUUAUGCUGCACAUACAA